Messenger RNA from Didymodactylos carnosus, 8331 nucleotides. Lineage: Eukaryota; Metazoa; Rotifera; Eurotatoria; Philodinida; Philodinidae. The record is from the annotation of a GenBank genome assembly.
AUGUUUUUAGACGAGAUCUCACCGAUUCCAUUGGAUUAUCUGAAAUCGAUUGAAGCAUUUCCAAGCACACAGUUGAUGGAAUUAGAUGAGAAACAGUUCACUGGACAGUUCAUCUCGUCCACUAUUUUGGCACACAUCGAUUUUCACAAUGAAAUCAAUUCAAUCGAACAACUCAAAAGUGGUUCACUCAACGGUUCAAUUUCAUUCGACUUUCAUCCGAAUACAUUCCAACAACUGUUUCACAUUAUCGAACAGCUGGCCACAAGGAAAACACAAGACUCGAACACAGUCAUCCUUCACAUGUUAACCGUUUGUUUAAGAUUAUUUACCACACAUUUGAAAUUUUUAUGCAUUGUCAAAUCAAAUGUUGAAAGAGAUUUAUUAAAAACAAACGACGAAAUAAGAAAAUUUGUUCGUGCUUUAUUCUCUCAAUCAGAUAGUAGCAUCGAUUUAAAGGCGUUUGCAACUGACGAUGAAUUAAGAAAAUGGUUUGAAUUAUUAUUGACAUUGGCUUGUGAUGGCGAUGAAAAAUCGGACGAGUCAAUAAUAUGCAAAGAAGCAUCGAAAGCUCUUGUUUACGUCAUCGACCAAAAGACAUCGUCAUUCGCCGAAAAAUUAUCUUUUAUCCAUAAAUAUAUCGUCGAAAAUAAACAUCCUGUAUUAAUCGAACAAUUAUUUAUAGAACUGAAUAAAAAAGUAACAUUACUAAGCUGGAUUGAAGUUCUGUGCGACGACGAUGAUAGCAAGCCAGAUAAAACAACGGCGUAUAAAAUAUUGUAUUCAUUCAUCGAUAUUUGCUUGGAUCCACUGAGUGAUAUUCAAGAAGAACAGAAACAGAAAAUACAACAAGUACUAUUGUUGUUUCAGCAGUUAUUAAUAUUUCGAUUAGUACCACUAUCUCAAAAGAAAACAAUGCGAGGUGUAAUGACUGAUGAUGGUACAACCGAUGAAGCUGAAUCAUCUGCUGCUACUUCUAUCUCUACGUCUUCAUCUGCUCUUGUAGUUAACUAUGCUACUCACAUACUAAGUAAUUGUCUGGGAAAAGUAGCGUUCGCUAGCGAUUUAUUUCACCCAAUUCUUGUCGGUUUGGGCCUGAUGACAAAAGCAGAAGAAAUCUUCCACUUCGCCACAAUUCAACCGAUAUUCUCAGCUGUUUUGCCAUUAUUGACAGAAUAUCUGCUGCAAAAUACAACUAGUGAAGACAUACAAAAUAAUCUGCAUUACAUUUCUUGGCUAAUAGGCAAAAUGAGUAAUGUUCUAAUUGCUGGUCCACAACAGGAUCCGUUAGAGAUGAAGCAUGUCGAUAAAUUGAAGUCAUUUCUAUUUGCCGGUGGAUAUGACAGAAUAACAAAUGAAAAGAGUAAAUAUCUGUUGAAUUUAUUCGAGUCCAAUUUGGCUGUUUACAGUAAUUUUAAACUGGCUAGUCUAAAUGAACAACCAUCGUUACACAAUGAGUUUUUAAUGUCAAUUUAUAACAAUAUUGAUCAGGGUGCACAACUGGUAUCGAAAAUGAAGAUGUAUGUCAAAAAUAAACGUUUACUACAAAAAUCGAUUGAACAACAAGCAAAUGAUGCCUGUGCCGCUGUAUUUGCUGUCUACGUUAAGCAUUAUCGUCGAAUUAAUCUGGCCAAAUAUGAACUAUCCCAAACAGCUGAUAGGAGACCACACAGUAAGCUUUUAGCCAUUUAUGAAAAUGCCAAUCACGUUCAAACAUUGUUUGCUACAACAAAAGCGCAAGGUGGCGAUUGCAAUGAACUUUACAAACAGAUUAAAAUCAAUACACUAUUUCUAUUAUCAUCCGUUAAAGAAAGCAAUUUUAUUCCGAUGAUCAAAGAAGAUUUCCCACAAUCAGCAGCAAGUACACAGCUAGUGUCAAGUAUACAACAAGAAAAAGUAUCAAAACUACAACGACAUGGUUCACGGUGGUCAACAGCGAAAUAUAUUUUUCGAUUGCUUCAAAAUACAAUGCAAGUUUGUAUUCGAUUAAAAAAAUUGAUGUUGGCAAAGAAACAAGCCGUCGAACGAAAACAAGAUAAUGAAAGUGUGUUAAAUCGAGCAAUCGAUGCUUUUGUUUAUGGAGAUUUUUACAAUCUGACAGCAUCCAUAUCAAGUGAAGAAAAGAAAUUGGAAUCGGACGAAAUCGUUCAGUGCAUGUUGCGACAGUAUGAGCGAGCAAUGACAAGACUAAUUACAUAUGGAUUUAUUCAUACAUUUAUUCAGAAAGUGUUAAAUAUCAAAGACGAAAAUCGAACUAUGACAAUUCUAGCUGUUUAUUUACCAUAUUUGAGAAAUACGGAUGUGGAAUGGUCCUAUUUGGAAAAUAUUCAAGCGUCAGACGAUGAGUUGAAAAACGAAAUCGGAAAUAGCUAUUAUUCAAUCAUCAAAAUUGUUCUAUCCUAUUUAUUACGAUCAGUAGCAUUCGAGCAAAAGAUGUUAGUGCGAAAUAUGUUCAAUUUACUUAAUUUAUCCUAUGAAUCAAUCGAUAUUUACCAUCUGUAUCAUUAUCAAUUUGUUGAAAUACUAUUUACAUCGUUUGUCAGUUUUGUUGAAAAACCAGAUCGCGUCAUUUCGCUAGAUAUCAAAUUAAUCGGAUACAAUUGGUUUCGAUUGUUUGUGUUAAAACUGUGCCAAACCAUUGAAAUGGAAGAACUGAGAGGUACAACUAAUCAAAUAUUACAAAAACAACGAGACUUUGUCUUUAACACACUGAUUUUAAACGAACUGAAAGGAUUGAAACGAUUGAAACAAAAGUUGUCAGUUGAUACAGACAACAGAGCUACUGAUUCUGCAGAAUGCAAAAAUAAUUCUUUGAAUAAUGCGACCAUCGGCUGGUUUGUUAAAGCAGCAUUAACAACAGCGAAGGAUGAUGCAUCAACAAUUUCAAAGCAUCUAUCAUCGAAAACUGAACUUGAACUCUGUACAAAUCAAUUCUUGGUUCUUCUCCUUAGAUGUGUUCAUGUGUAUGAACAUGUUCGAUCAGUUUGUGCAACUGUUGAUUACGUUGAAGAAUUAUUGUACGUGUAUCGAAACAGUGACAAUAGUGCUACUCUCUUAUUUGCAUUGAAAAACUUACGCAAAUUAAUUUCUUUAUUACCGGAAAAUAUGAACGGAACGCCAAGUAUUAUUGUUAAGGACCUAUUAACCGAAGUUUUAUUUUCGAUUAGUUCACAAAAAACUGCGCCCGGCACAGUUACCGAAUUAAUCUACAUUUAUCGAACAAUAAUGUCGCUUGAUUCACCAUGGCAAAUGAUGGCAACUCAAUUGGUUUUUGAUACCGUUACAUCAAGUGUGAACAACUUCAAUCUGAAAUCACUUGAAACCGUUGACACAAAUCAAAUGAACUACUUUUUAGCAUCAUUAUGUGUAUUGGGUGGAUAUGUUCAGCCCUAUUGUUCGGGAUCAAUCGUGAAAAUCUAUACCGAUGACGAAAUCAGCAAUGAAUUCCAACUGGCGUUAAUCACCGAAGUUGAUACGAAUGCUCGUGAUAUGGGCACACCUGAUACAUUGCCCUAUUUUGUUCAAUAUUCACAUACAAAUAAGACUGAAUCAGUUGCGGCCGAUAAAUUACGAAUUGAAAUUGAUGUUUCACCACCAAAUCUACUAUUGUUACCAAGUGUUAAUGAUCCAAAAGUAACCAUACAUUCAAUUCUCGAUGCAUUGGGAUAUUUCAUACAAAUUGAUACAUCGACAACAGAUUCUUUAAUGAUAUUACAACUGAAACGCCGUUCCGUCGCAGCAUUGCAUCAAAUAUUAAAUAAUAAAAAACUCGUCGAAAUGUUCAUGCAGAAACCAUAUGGAUCCGCCAUUGCACAACUGUGCAUAUCUGAUUCGUCAUUAAAAGACCACGUACGACCUGCUGAUUUACGUCUGUUCAAUAAAUAUCAUUUGGAACAAUACUGUUCAAGUUUAGACAUAUGUGAACGAUCGAAACAAAUAGUGGAGAAUGAUGAUGAUGAUGAUAACAAUGAAAUUUAUCAUGAUGCAAUAGCUGCAAACGAUAAAGAUGAUUCUUCAUAUUUUGAUUUAUUAACAAGCAUAUCGAAAUAUAACGGAUGGAAACCAAAUGCAUCAAAACAAGAAAUUGAAUUGUUUAAACAGGGUCGAGUUGGAAAUGAUGAAGUUUCCAUUGUUCCAAAACCGCGCCAUGUCGUCAACACACGUGUAUUAGAAGAAUGCGGUACUAAGCAUAGAUUUAAGGGGCGAAUUUAUCUGCCGGCGGACAGCACAAAUGCUAGAUUUCUAACGUUUAUUGUUGAUAAUCUACAAUUGAGCAAGGGUAAAUGGUACUAUUGUGUUAAAGUGCCCGAAGAUUGUAAUAUUCAAAUCGGGUGGGCAACAACCGGAUUCGCUCCCAGUGAUAGUAUCGGAGUAGGCAGUGAUAAAUAUUCAUGGUCUUACGAUGGAUCACAAGUUUCUCUCUUCCAUCUACAACAACAAGCUACGUUUCCGUCUUCAGAACUGCGUUGGAAAGAAAACGAUGUUUGCGGUUGUGGAAUUGAAAUCGAUGGUGAAAAAACUCGAAUAAAAUAUUGGCUAAAUGGACAAUUUUUAGGUACAGCCUUUUCACAUCAGUCGACUUUUGGAUCAACAACAACAAAAUGUGAUAUGUUACCAAAUGGACCGGAUUCAACCUAUUUUCCGAGUGUCACUUUACAAUGGACUUCUUAUCGGGCGAAUUGGUGUGAAUUCAUAUUUAGUCCAGAAGAUAUGGCCGAUUGUCCGUUACCAAACGAUUACAAGCCGUUAUUGAUGCCAAAAUUAGCAAAUAUUGACACCAUUGUCGCUUAUCCGCACAAUGCCUAUUUAGUCGGUGAUGAUAUUCAAAAUUGGUUCUAUACACCACGAAACAUAACUUCGACGGUAUUUCUACGUGAUUUCAUCAACGAAUAUCAUCUCGAAACCAGAUUCGUCUUAGAUGACCAUCAGCUAAUAUUACCGGAAAAUAGCGGUGGUUUUUCGUUUUCGAUAGACGAUUGCGCAUCAUCAUUAACAAUUAGCUUUGAUUUUAAAAUAAUAACAACAGGUGAAAAUGAUACAGUUGAGAAACUCGAUAUUCUUCUAUUCACAGUGGAAACGACAGAAGUGUUUCCAAUACAAAUAACAUUGAAUAAAACUGCCGAUAAAACACGAACUGCGAUCAUAUAUCAUCCGAAAGAACGACAGACAAAAAUCUACAUCAACAAUGAGUGUCAAACAUUCAAUGGUGGCUUUAAAAGUGGAACUAUGACGAAAAUAAACUUUCAUAUUUUAUCCAAUACUGCUUCUGGAAUUCAAAAUUUAGCUAUCUGGAAAUAUGCUCUUUCAGAAGAACAUAUUCAACGUCUAUUCACUUACGGCCUAUCCUAUGUGGCAGUUGAUUAUCAGCAGCUAAAAGAACAUCGAAGACAGGCGAACACAUUCACAUUCGUUAAAAACCAACAACAAUUUGCAAGUGAAUUACUUGUUCCAUUUAAUGAACCAUUCGAUAAGAACUUAUGGGAGAGAAAGAAAAAACACACCGAUAGUGAUGAAUCGAAAUAUUUCAAACCCAUAAGUGGAACCGACGAAUCAGUCAUACAAUUAUUUGGAAACAAGAGUUAUCUUGUUCUGAACAAAUUAACCGAACGAUGGUCAGAAUAUACACUUGUUCUUGAUAUUUCCGUACCCAAUUUUCCUACUCUCAACGAACAAUUGACCCUAGUGACGUGGAAUCAAGAAUCAGAAAUUUACAUCACACCCGAUGGUAAACUUUGUCUGUUCGAUGAUGGAACGAGCAACAAAAGUGAAUCACUAUUGAAGUUGAAUGAAUAUCUGCGAUUGCUUAUUUCUGUUCAAAAGAGAUUCAUCAAAAUCUAUGUGAGUGGAUUAUUAGAGGUCGAUGUUAGUCUCAUUGAUAAUAAUCCGUUUACAGCAAAAGCCGAUCGAAUUGAUCUGUUCAGAGAAACAGAUUUGACAAAGAACAAGACCAGUGAAGAAGCACUUCGAAUUGAAUGUAAAUCGAUUACAUUUCGAAACCGAGCGACCGUUGAUAUAAUUGAACAAAUGAAAUCACCGAAAUUAUCGUUAGAAACAUUGGUUAUGCCACCCUUUUCGGUGGUUGCAUCAAGUUUAAUUUCAAUUGGAUACAAGAAAGCAUGGAUAAAAUCCGUUAUGAAACAAUAUAAUACAGCACACAUUCAGUUGAUUGAUACAAUUAUACGCGAACAGAAAGAAGAACUGUUAAAAGCAGAUCUUCUGAGAAGAAGAAAACGUAAUUUAAAUAUUUUGUCGAGAUUAGGUCCAUCGAUCGAUAAAGAAAAAUUGGAAGAUUUGAUCAAGUUUUCGAAAUUCGAUACCGACGAAGAAGUGGCAGCUGUUGGUGAACUCAUGUUAGUACAUUGGAACGAUUUACAAACAUCAAAACCUUUAACCGACAUAACUGAAACGACAGAAGAUGACGAUGAUUCGGAUGAAGAUGACAAGGCGUUGUUGGAACACAAAUGGUAUCGUCAAGCUGUUCGUGGCUUAGGUAUCCAUGAUAGCUUGACGGAAUGGAUCCGAGAUAAAUUAACGACGACGGAAGAAGCAGAUCUCACUUAUAGAUUACUUGACUUAAGUAAACCUGACGUAGAGCAAACGAUGAUGAGAACUGCAAUUGGAAGUCACAGGAAAACAAUCAAGAAAUCAGUUCAAUAUUCGCAUCGACAAAUAUCACGAAAACAAUUUUUGGACUCACGUAUUGCCUGUGAACACGGGUUGACAUCGAUAUAUGCACGUGACACUGUUUUGAACAUGUUGAAAGUCUGGUCAAACGAUGGCCCAAAUUUAUUUCCGUUGGAAAGAUUUGGUAAUUUCGAAUUUAUUGUUACAUUAUUGCGAUUAAUGGCUUACCAUUACAGGUAUGCGAGCUCUCCUACGGAUGAAAAUGUUGACAGAAUGUGGUUGUUAACAAAUUCGAUUCUUAAGGCCGAAACAAGAGAAUUACUCAAAUACAUGGCUACGCACAGUGAAAUUACUGUCGAAAUACUGCAGAGCCAAGCUCCGUUACUCUAUCAACUGCAAAAGGAUGUUAUGGUUCAAGCUAUUGGAUUUUUAUUGAAACCAUUGUUACUAUUCUACAAUUAUGAUGAUGAAACAACAAUCAUUGACGAACGGAUAACGAUAAAACAACCGAAUUUGAGUUUUAUUUUCAAAAUAGUAGAUAUAUUCGUGGAAUUGGUAACAGAUAAAUCGACGAUGAAAGAACAUGAAAUCAUUUCGAUUAUUCCAUUUCUAUUUCCUGCGGCUUUAAUCAAUCUGAUGUUCGAUUUAUUUUUGUUAGUUCCAACGCAUCAAUCGAAAAUAUUCCUUCUGCGUCUAUUUGCCACGUAAGUAAGCAAGUUGACGCAUUAUUCUAGUUUUUAACCAUUAGAUAUAUGCCAUUCCACAUUCCAGUUUGGUACCUAGAGCUCUAUCUAAACUCAUUGAACGAAUUUUCUAAUUGCUUUGCCCAAAAUGCUGAUAGUUUCCGACGGAGUAAAAGGAAAAAGUGGAAGGUGAGUGGUGGGGGGACAUUAUCCUAGGUUUCCAGGCGGCAGCCAAGAUCAGUUUUAUUAUACAAAGGAAUGAAACAGUACCGGCUGAUAUUUUGAAUUUUGGAGAUCAACAGGAAUCCAGAGGACACUAGGAAUUGAAGGAAUACCAUGAUUCUUGGUAUUCUAUGGGUGAACGUGCUCUGGUGUCCUUCGGAUUCUUGUUCCUGUUUGUGUCCAUCCGCUAUCUAGAAAAUCAGUCACAUCUCACAUUUUGAAAAGUCAUAAAAGGUCAAUCACUUAAGAGCAUCAUCUUUAAAAGAAUAUCUCAGCCGACAGUCAAACGCUCUUGAGUUGCGGUUCAGCCAAAGACGCGAAGAGAGGGCUUCAUCUCGUUGAUUGGUUUGCUAGGGCUUAGUUGAGUUAGCAGACGCUCUUUGAGGAUGCGUCAGCGUCACGCGCUCUUAUUCGUCAACGUUCAAAUCUGUCCUCUGCCGUUUGUCGUUUGCAUCUUAUCAAGUCGGUAGUACUAGCUGUAGUAUCGGCAUUCUCUCUCUAAAAAAAGGCUCCAUACUAAACCAUUAAGGUUUGGUGUAUUGCUUCGAAACUUUUAAUGGUUUUGUAGCGAAAUUUCGAAAUUCAGAGGGUUUGUUAGAUGGUACGAAACCUCAAAACAGAAUUUUUUUCUACAAGAUUUUGUACAGAGUAUACGAAACCGGCGGAGUGGUUUAGUAGCAUUAAAGGUUUAGUAGAAAUUUCACAAAACCUUACGAGCUUCGUAUCGCAUUAAACACUUCUUCGAUGAAAGAAGAAUAUGUUGAAAAACCAAUAAACAACUAGUAGCAGAUAUUUAUUAGUCUUA